CUGGUAUAUUCAAUGCUUGGGCUGAUCGAAUUCUAUCUUUCUCCGCUGUUGUCUCAGCCUGUUGAAUAUGCUCAUACCAUGUUGACCUCGAAACAUUAUGUGGCCGGCCAAAAUUGUGCUUGCUACAGACGCAUAUGAAUUUGGCCGAACUUGAGUUUGAUGGUAACAUUGAGAAAGUUGCAAUGGUUGCACGUUUGCAAUGCGCGUUUGCAAAGUAUUUACGAUGACGAUGCAAAAACGUUGCAAUGAUGCACAGCGUUCGUGCAACUGCAACGCGCUGCACUCGAAGAAUGUCGUUCUCGACAGAAAGAAGCAGAUUUCGGCACAGUACUAAUAUGGUAAUUCACAUCUCAGCCUAUACGGCCCUAUCUGGGCACAGCCAGUUCUCACUGGGUCUAAUCAUUGAUCUAAUGUUGGUUUUCGGACACAGUGUAAAGUAUUGUCCCAAGCCUCCACCCCACCUUGUCGAGUCCGAUGCAACUUGUGCAUUCAAGCCAAGCCCCAACUAUGUCAUGUCGGGCCUCACUCAAACUGGAUCAAGCAUCACUCAUACCAGUACAAGUUCUCCCCAACAUCUUCGCAACCUCUGUACUAAUGUCAACCUCCACAAUUUCCUAUGUCGCGUAAAACCCCACCUCGGUGCGCGUCAGCACUCUUUAACUAGUCUCCUUUCGUUUCCUGCUAUGACCACUCAGCUUAUCUUCCGGCCUCUGUGCAAGCCACUCCGAGUCAAGCCUCGCCUUCGCCUUGACUCGGUGCACUGCCACCGCAAUCGAGCUUCGUGCAGGCUGCGGGACUCGACAGUUGUCUUCAGACUUCGCAUUCACACUGUCAUAUAUCCAGCUUCCGCUCAUCACUUCUGGAUAUGCAACUACAUAGCCCCUCUAUUAAAACGGUCAAGUAGGUUGGGCUUAGUGGAAUGAUCUCUGGCCUAGUCUUCGGGGAUUAUGACAAGGUCGAAGGCAAAUUAUCCUACAUCCCAACUGCUCGCAAAACGGUCG
This is a messenger RNA of Suillus subaureus, 1001 nucleotides long. RefSeq lists its product as uncharacterized. Bases 246 to 923 code for a protein of 225 amino acids. The record is from RefSeq and is a predicted model, not a curated record. NCBI's taxonomy places the organism in Eukaryota, Fungi, Basidiomycota, Agaricomycetes, Boletales, Suillaceae. The transcript is spliced from 4 exons.